ACAAUUUGAACUGAAGGUCACGUAUGCUAGUGCCUAGUUGGACGGAGCUGUACUCGUUUUCCCCAUCUGUCUGCCUAUGAGGUUACUUAAGCCGGCUUGGGUAUCUCAUGGAUAUCUUUCAAAGGAUAAAGCUGUUGGUCGACCUAUAUAUAGUCUAGAUAUACAUCCUGAUGGAUCACGCUUGGCUACUGGUGGAGUAAUUGACACAUGCGGAGUUGUCGUUUUGUGGAGCAUGGCUCCCAUUCGGGACCCAACUUUAGAGUUCGAUGAAAACUCUUGUCUUAAGCUUUUUCAAAUGGACAGUCACCAGGCCUGCGUCAAUUGUGUUCGAUGGUCACCAUCUGGUCGUUGGUUAGCCUCAGCUGGAAUGGACAAAGUUAUUAUGCUUUGGUCAAAGACGGCAACUGCAUCUCGUCCAAUUCAGGUAUUUGGCUCAAAAGAACCAACUAAAUUUACGGAACACUGGAGGUGUGUAUCAACACUUCGAGGUCAUAGUGGGGAUGUCAUUGAUCUUUCUUGGUCACAUGACGGAAAUCGUUUAGCUUCAACAAGUGUCGAUAAUUCAAUUAUUGUCUGGUGCCGUCAGAAACUUCCAAGUGGAUCAGGUUAUACAAACAAUUCAUUUUGUCUGCAGGCAACAUUGAGGGGUCAUACAAAUUUUGUUAAAGGAGUCACAUGGGAUCCAGUUGGUCGUUAUUUAGCUAGUCAAGGAGAUGAUUUAACUGUAAAGAUCUGGCGUACCGCAGACUGGCAAGAAGAAGCCAGUAUCACGAAGCCGUUUACUAAGGUGAGUGGUCAAAGUCAGGUGAUGCGUUUAUCAUGGAGUUUGGAUGGUUCAACACUCGCUUCGCCUCAUGCUGUAAACAAUGGAUUCCCUACUGCCAAACUCAUCGAUCGAAAUAACUGGUCUCCAAGUUUAGAUCUCGUUGGACAUCGUAAACAUGUUAUAUGUGCGCGCUACAAUCCCAAUGUUUUACGCAAACAAGAUGAAUCUGGGAUCCCGGGAGCUGUUUGUCUCGCUCUUGGAAGCAAAGACCGAUCAGUUUCUGUUUGGUCGACGGCUGGUCGACGUGCUCGACUCGUUGUUCAUGACUUAUUCACGAAUUCUGUUUGUGACUUGUCAUGGAGUUCUGAUGGUCGUGAACUUAUGGCCUGUUCAUUGGAUGGCUCUGUUUCUUAUAUGGGCUUUACGCAUCAAGAAUUGGGAACUCCAUGGUCUCUCAAAGAAGUUAUACAGUUACAUCAUAAGGUGUAUGGGCAAAGUCUACUUGAUAAAUUUCGUCCGAUUUCAUCUAAUGGUUUGCCAACUGAAGUAGAUUCAUUGGAUGAAAAUAAAGAUAUCUCGGGCAUAUUGAAUCAAAGCGAUAUCCUGCUUGAAACUCCAGAAGCAUUGGCGCUGCAGAAAACUCAAGCUGAACUGCGUACUAAGCUGAAAAAUUCCCCAACAGGGGAGAAACAGUCGCUAUGUCUUCCAAAAGGACCGUCUAAACAAAUCGAAAUUCGGAGAGAAGAUGGACGCCGAAGAAUAACACCUAAAUUUCUUGGUCAUUUAGAUAGUCCUGAUGAAGAUGCUAAUUCCAAUCCACAUUUCUCAUCACCUCAAUCUGGUAAAUGUGAAGGCAAAACCAGUCCAGAAGUUAGUUCAGAUUUCACUUUUGACUCAAAUAAAACUAACAACAUACUGAAAACAACAGCAGUUACUACCAUGGCUACCAUUACAAAUCCGGAAGUCACUCUAAGUAAUGUGAAUCUACCAUCUGUGACAGUUAUACCAGUCAAUGAUGUUGUCCUUAACAUUGAUAGUCUAUCUACUUCAGAAGUUAAUCAUGCACCGACAUCCACGGAUAAUAAAAUUCGAAAUACUAGUGUCGAAACAGCAUUUGUAUCAACUGAUGAUAUACCAUUAGAUCAACAAAACGUAAUAUCAAAAACGACCUCUGUAACACAAGCUUCAUCUACAAGUGUACACACACUAUCGAAAAAAUUACCACCUGAACCUGUAGAACAAGAAACUGGUGGUGAACAAAAACGAACUCGCUCAGACAUUAAUGACGGUGAUGCAACUGGACAGACAGAUACUGUCAAAGUGGUUACUGAUGAAUCAGUCAAAAUAAACACUGCCGCUAAACAACGGAAAAGACGUAUUAGACUUUUUACUGAAGAAGAAAAAUCCCCAAAAUCUGGAAGUGAUUCUUCAAAAGUUGCUCCACAGAGUAAAAAAGUUUGUUUUACGCCUGAAUCUUCACCACCAAAGUCAAAAUCUAUAACUGGAUCUAUUUCAGAAUGUAUUGAUAUAUCGUCAUCUGUACAAAGCGCACCGACGAGUGUUGCAAGCUUGCCUUUAUUUCUUAUUACUACUCCGGAUCAAUUAGGAAAUGUUCCCAAAGUUCAGUUUGUUUGUUCAAAUUUAGUAGAUGGACCGAUUAUUGUACAGCUCAUAAACUCUCUGAAUGCGUCUACACGUGGUGAAGAAAUUUCUAAGGUUUCUACUUCAGCAUCCCGAAUAUGUGCUAGUCGUGGUGAUCGCCGCUUAUGGGAACUUGUUUGUCCAGAUCGUCUUACUUCUUAUGCGUAUUCAGAUGAAGUUGUUGCUGUUGGCGACAAUAAGGGUCGAAUUCAGCUACUGUACAGCACUGGUGGCCGAAUAUGCCCUAAUUUAUUAUUGGAUUCUGUACAUACGCUGGCGCUUACAACAGAACCGACUGGAACAGCAAAGUUGACAUCAAUCAAUCAAUCAUCAGUCAGUCGUAUUUCCGUAGCUUGCACAGAAUCUUCAAGUAACAAUCUUAGCCGGCUACAUGCAGUUGUCAGUGGUAAUGAACAGCGAACAAAUUUUAUGAAUGGGAAUUCUAUUGCAUUUAAUGGCAACAGCAUCAAUAAAUUUAGUAUGAAUCGUAAAUACCGGUUAGCUGCUUUAUGUCGAUCUGGAAGAUUGAUAAUAUGGAACUUUUCUUUGAUCGAUUCUGGUUUAGGUUCAUUACCCACGGUAUUCAGUUCUUGUAUAUUUCCCCAAAUCCUUGUGGAAACACACAUUAGGGAUGUUUUAAAUGGUGGUCGUAAUUCUCGAUUCGGUUCUCUAACAUUUGGUCCGAAUGGGUAUCCUGUAGUAUAUUUGCAAGAUAAUUCAUCGUACUUAUUUCAUAUAGAAAGUCGUAUUUGGAUUGAGUUAUUUGAUGCUUCUGAUAUGAUGCGUUGUCAGUUUGCUGUUAACUCUGCACGUGGUUGCCCACCAGGUCCAUUAUCUGCUAUUCAACAGCUGAAUAAAACAAUCAACAGUGGUCAGAAGCUCAACUCAUCCAUGAGUUCAAGUUCAAAUGCAAUUUCAGCAUCGUCUAGAAGAAUCCUAAAUCAGAACUUCCUUGAAUCUCAGACACAACUUGCUCUGAUAUUUGGAUCUCCAAGUGAAUAUCGCUACUGGCUCACACGAUGGUUCCGUCAGCUUAUUGAAGAUAAUGAGGAAGAGCUCGUCCGGCAUAUCAUUCAGGAUCUCAUUGGUCCCCCGUCAACUACCGGAUUACAGACAAGCUGGCAACCUGAAGUGAAGGGAAUUUCAAAACAUGUUUUAGCCAAAGAACUACUCACUUUAUUCGCCCUCAAUUUGAAUUUGCAACGUCUUUAUGUGGAACUGAAAGAAAUGUUAAAUGAAACACAAUGUUAGUUAUUAUGUUUAUGUAUAAAAUAACACCCUCCCAAAGAGCACAUAUCUUCCAUUUCCUUGGUUUUUUCUCAUUUAUUCUAAAUGCCUAAAUCGAACACCUUACAAUUCUUAUUUUCAUUCAAUAUUUUUUGUUACUUAUCCCUUCCUUUAGUAGUUAUCAUUUUUGUAUCUGAUACUAGAGACUUUUGUUUCUUUCGACAUUUUUCUCAUAAUUAUCUGUUAUAUGCAAACUCAAAUUUAGGUGAUUUAAUAAAACAAACAAUAAACAUACCAUUCUACAUGUGUUUCUUGUAUGAUAACCAAUGUAGCAAAAAGCAACGUGAUUGUUUUUUUUUUCACAUGUAGACUGCACACUUUCAGCAUUUAUUGUUAGUAACAUUAUUGACAUUACUGUUAAUAUUACUAAGGAGUAUGAAUUACAAAUACUGAUAAUGUGAUUUCACUUUUCACUAGUUAACCAAAAGGCACAAUGUUGGUUAGCAUAUUUUCAAGUGCUAAGUUGGACAUAAGUCAUCAGUACAACUUUUACGUAAAGGGAGUGUUUGUGAGUGUGAAGUGUGUAGGAUGAAACAGUUGUUCAGUUUACAAAGCUAACAAAGCCCUUGCAUACUCCUGAAGCCAAACUUUACAUUUCCUCUAAAAUGUAAAAGUAAAAAUAUUAUUCUUUCAUUGUU
Heterobilharzia americana is the source of this 4332-nucleotide messenger RNA. NCBI's taxonomy places the organism in Eukaryota, Metazoa, Platyhelminthes, Trematoda, Strigeidida, Schistosomatidae. The record is from the annotation of a GenBank genome assembly.